UGCCAAUAUGGAAUAUGGCGGCGGUGGCACUGGUUAGUUGUAGACGGUGAUAUCCUCAAGUGGUAGCAUCAUGCCGAUCCAGGCACUGGCCGCGCGCGUUAUUUUUUAUCCCACCCUGUUAUAUAAUGUGUUUAUGAGGAAGGUGACGGAUCGGAGGUGGUACGAUAGGAUAGAUGAGACGGUUAUCUUAGGAGCGUUGCCCUUCAGGAGCAUGAGUGAGAAGUUAAUUAAUGAGGAAAACGUCCAUGGGGUUAUCACGAUGAAUGAAGAAUACGAGACCAGGCUGUUGUGUAACUCCGCUGAGCAGUGGAACGCUUUGGGUGUAGAACAGCUGCGUCUCAGCACCGUGGAUUUCACUGGGGUCCCCACACUGGAGAACUUACAGAAAGGGGUGGCAUUUCUUCAUGAGCACCGAAAAAAGGGUAACAGCGUUUACAUCCACUGCAAGGCAGGUCGCUCUCGCAGCGCCACCAUGGUAGCUGCAUAUUUAAUAGAGAGACACAAGUGGACCCCUGAUUCCGCAGAGGCUUUCAUAGCAAGCAUAAGGCCGCACAUUAUCAUCCGAGACUCACAACACCAAGUGCUGGAAAGUUACUACAGCUCGGUUAACGACACCAGAGCCCCAGAAAGCGGAGGCUGAAAUCGGAGGAUAAUAUGUGUCCUUGUGACAAAUGGAACUCAAAAUGUCAAACCUCACCCUAACAAAUCAUAGAAGAUUAGCAUCUUCCACGUAUAAACCCAACCGGGACCUCUGGCUUGCUUCCAGGACUUUGUGUAAAUGUUUUUAAUGGAUUUUCUACAAUUAAACAUAGUCUAAUAAUCACA
Spea bombifrons (plains spadefoot toad) is the source of this 825-nucleotide messenger RNA. RefSeq names its product protein tyrosine phosphatase mitochondrial 1 (gene PTPMT1). The coding region runs from base 71 to 640 and encodes 189 amino acids. NCBI's taxonomy places the organism in Eukaryota, Metazoa, Chordata, Amphibia, Anura, Pelobatidae. Gene Ontology annotation, biological process: protein dephosphorylation. The transcript has 4 exons. Gene Ontology annotation, molecular function: protein tyrosine/serine/threonine phosphatase activity; phosphatidylinositol-4,5-bisphosphate 5-phosphatase activity; phosphatidylglycerophosphatase activity. The record is from RefSeq and is a predicted model, not a curated record.